AUAUUUGAACGCCUGUUUCUAUAGGGUGCGGAAAUCUUAAGUUAGCUGAUAUUGCAAUUUUUUUUAUCGUGAUUUAAAACUUUUAAUGUUUAAAAUUUAAACAUUAAUGUAUUGAGAUAGGAUAUUAAAAACUUUUGUUAUUUAUUGUGUGUCUCACGCGUGGAGAUGAAUCCUUAGUUAAGGCAUUGUUUAUCCCUACAAGCAGGGCAGACUAAUCUGUAGGGCUGAAGGCGGAUUGCAGGAUUUUGACGGAUAGCCAAGCAGAACAGAUCACCCCACCACUUCCAUAUUCAGGUUUCAUCCAUUUUCCAGAUUCAGCACACUGGUAAUGCAAACUUAAGGUUAUACAGCAUGGCAAAGAGCAAGUUUGAGUAUGUUAAGCAGUUUGAAUCAGAGGACAAACUAUUGCCGAACUGUUGGAUCGUGGUUAGAAUCGAUGGAAAAGGAUUUCACAGGUUUUCUGAUGUGCACAACUAUAUAAAGCCAAACGAUGAUCGAGCACUAGACUUGAUGUCAAAAGCGGCUGAAACUGUGAUGGAGGAGUUUAAAGACAUUGUCCUAGCGUACGGUCAGAGUGAUGAAUACAGCUUUGUAUUUAAAAAGACAACGAAUGUCUACAAUAGAAGGGCAAGUAAACUAGCAACGAAUGUGGUGAGCCUGUUUGCUUCAUCUUUUGUGUAUUUCUGGCCGAGGUAUUUUGGGACUACUAUGAUGCAAUAUCCACCAGCAUUUGACUCCAGAACUGUUCUAUAUCCAACAGAUAAAAAUCUCCGUGACUACCUCAGUUGGAGACAAGCAGAUUGUCACAUAAACAACCUGUAUAACACAUGUUUUUGGAAGCUUAUACAAGAAAAGGGUCUGACCCCAGCAGAGUCGCAGGAAAGAUUGAAGGGGACAAUGUCCAGUGACAAAAAUGAGUUAUUGUUUAAGGAGUUUGAAAUCAACUACAAUAAUCUACAUGCUCUACACAGAAAAGGAACAAUUCUCAUAAGGGCAACUAAGGGCAUUGAAAAUGGUGAUCUUGACCUAUCACUUCAACUUCACCUCUCAGGGUCAUCAACAAGCAGAAGUCAGAGUGCACGAGGUCACGGGCGUGGAAUGGACUCGAGGAGAAGCCCACAAAUGAGUAGAAAAUUAACCAGGCCUAAUAUAGAUAGACUUCAUGUUGAUUUGAUAGGAGAACAGUUUUGGACUGAUUAUCCAGAUAUUUUAAAUCCACCUAAAAGAUAGAAGACAAAUUAAAUCCACCUGAAAGAUAGAAGACAAAUUAAAUCCACCUAAAAGUUAGAAGACAAAAAAGCAUUAGAGGACCUAGUACAGUCUUUAAAUCAACUAAUGGCAAGGUUGCAUUACGAGACUGAUUUCAAAGCUCCUAACGUAUCUCAGGAUCCAGGGUAGAAUGUUAACAGACAAAAGGAUUGUAAUAUUUAAAAAAUGACCACAUUACUGUAUGAGCCGCACCAUGAGAAAACCAACAUAGUGGCUUUGCGGCCAGCAUGGAUCCAGACCAGCCUGCGCAUCCGCGCAGUCUGGUCAGGAUCCAUGUUGUUCGCUAACUGUUUCUCUAUUUGCAAUAGACUUUGAAAGCGAACAGUAUGGAUUCUGACCAGACUGCACGAAUGCACAGGCUGGUCUGGAUCCAUGCUGGUCGCAAAGCCACUAUGUUUGUUUUCUCAUGGCGCAGCUCAUAUGUUUGAUUUGAUGAAAGAGUUAUUUGAGCUUACUUGAUUUGAAGUUAUUUUCAGUUUACUGUUGGCUUGCGUUUGAUAAAAUAUUGAUUUGAUGGAAGGUUUUGACUGUGAUAUUUAUGCAUAUGUAAUGUGUAUUUUAUAUGUCAGGAUUAAGUUAUGUUGUCUUGUAAAGUAAGAGUUGUAUACAUCAAUGUAAUAGUGUUUAUAUCCUUUUGCCAGGAUCUUUUUACUACAUACAGGCCUUGAAAAUAUUUAUAAAUUUAGAAAUACUAAGAGGUAAGAUGUACUUUAGCGCCACCAUUGCUAAAUCUGCAAGAGGUCAAAAAUGAUUCCUUUUCAUUCAAAAUGGAGAACAAGAGAGAAAAUUUUGUUGCAUUUAAAACUAUCCAUCUUGUUAAGUUUUUAAGAAGUUGCUUGCUUUUGAAUGUUUUUUACAUUUUACAAUUUGCAGUUUGGGAAACGUUUUAUGGGGUGAAUAAGUGAGGUUUGUUAGUCUAUUGAAGCUGAAUAUUUAUAUUGGUGUCAGUGCUAUACUUUUAAUUCUAAUUUGACAAGCCAUGUCUGGUUUUAAUAAUACAUGAUAACGGUGAGUCGAUGACCACAUGGACAUACAUAUACAGGGACCAUUCGAUUGGUGCUACUAUUUUUAUCUUCAAAAUAAUAUGGAGCAGAAGCAUGUUUUAAUUUAUUUAAACAUGUAAAUUGGAUUUACGCAGCAUGGAAUCAUUCACUGAGGUUAUGUCCUGAUGAAAUUAUUCAACUGAACAUGCAGCCUCUUCAACCUUUACCAUGCUAAAUUUCUAAAAUGGACUAGUCAUCAAAUUAAUUUGGGUGGUACCACUACUUAUCCAAAGGUAUGUUAACUGAAAAUUUACUGACUGAAUAGCAAACAGUGCAGACCAUGGUCAGCCUGCAUAGACGUGCAGGCUGAUCUUGGUCUGCUCUGGGUGCAAAGGCAAAGGCAGAACCAUUUGCCGCCACCAGCAGGCUAAAGGUUAAUGUGUUUAGAUUUAUUGAAACACCCUUCUGCUAUAUGAAUCUUCAUAAAUGUAUAUAUGUUUCGGCCUUUGCUACCAGUGCAAGAUGAUCCUCACAGGUCUGCACUGUUCGCUAUUCAGUCAGUAAAUUUUUACUUAGCCUCUAGUAAUAAAUGGUAUUGCCUAAAUUGAAUGAUGGACCGAUGUUAGCUGGUUAAAUGUUAAAUGAAAUUGUGCUCAGUCCGUUGCAAUUCAAGAUACUUAGUUUCAGCUGUAGUUUUAAUGAAUUGGUUAAGUUAUUAUAUACUUUUAUUUAGGUUCCACUUGGCCAGUAAUAGAAGCCUCACUCUGUAAAUAUGUAUCAUUAAAAAAACCUCAGAAAUGCAAUCAAAAUUUUGUUACAUGUGACUGUAUUGUAACAAUGCAAUAUUAUAUCAAUAAAUGUUAUAUGAUGUA
This is a messenger RNA of Mercenaria mercenaria, 3124 nucleotides long. RefSeq names its product probable tRNA(His) guanylyltransferase. The record is from RefSeq and is a predicted model, not a curated record. Gene Ontology annotation, biological process: tRNA modification. The transcript has 8 exons. NCBI's taxonomy places the organism in Eukaryota, Metazoa, Mollusca, Bivalvia, Venerida, Veneridae. Gene Ontology annotation, molecular function: tRNA guanylyltransferase activity; magnesium ion binding. The coding region runs from base 352 to 1230 and encodes 292 amino acids.